UGAUACUUGAUAUUCAUUCAGUCAGCUUUAAUACAUCGUAGAGUUUGGAGUGAAAUUUUCUUCGAAUAUUUUGGCACAACUUUUGAUCACUUUUUAUAUUUUAAAGUAGAAGACGUUAAAGAAAGACAUCAAAAAUGGUGAACUAUCAUAAAGUAGAUACGAAAACUGUUCAAGAAUUGCGUGACAUUGCUCAACGUUUGCGUAUUCACUCAAUUACAUCGACUCAAGCAUCAAAAUCUGGACAUCCAACAUCAUGUGCUUCAAUCGCUGAAAUAAUGUCGGUGUUGUUUUUCAACACAAUGCGUUACAAGCUGUCAGAGCCACGUGAUCCAUCAUCGGACCGUUUGAUUUUGUCGAAAGGACAUGCUUGCCCCAUUUUGUAUGCCGCUUGGGCAGAGGCUGGUUUGUUCCCAAUUGAAGACUUGAACAAUUUGCGUAAAUUCGAUUCGGAUUUGGAGGGUCAUCCAACUCCACGACUCAACUUCAUUGAUGUCGGUACCGGAUCAUUAGGCCAAGGAGUUGCGGUUGCUGCUGGUAUGGCAUACAUUGGUAAAUAUAUGGACAAAGCCUCUUAUCGUACUUACGCUAUUGUUGGUGAUGGUGAAUCGGCUGAAGGUUCAAUCUGGGAAUCUUUACAUUUCGCCAGUCACUAUAACUUGGACAAUUUGUGCGUUAUUUUUGAUGUAAACCGUUUGGGUCAAUCAGAAGCAACCUCAUUGCAACACAAUCUUGAAGUUUACCGCAAACGUUUGGAUGCAUUCGGUUUUAAUGCUAUCGUUGUCGAUGGGCAUGAUGUUGAAGAGUUAUGCAAAGCCUUCCAUGAAGCAAGCGUUACUAAAGACAAACCAACAGCUAUCAUUGCCAAAACAUUCAAAGGAAAAUUCUUCCCCGAAAUCGAAGACGCUGACAACUGGCACGGCAAACCAUUGGGUGACAAAGCUGAUGCUGUCGUCAAAAACUUGAACGGUUUAAUCCACAACAAAGGUCAACUCCAAAUUGCACCACCAAAACCAGUUGAAGAUGCAGUUAAAGUGCACAUUGCAAACAUUCGUUUGGCCACACCGCCAGAAUAUAAAUUGGGCGAACAAGUUGCCACUCGUUUUGCUUAUGGAACAGCUCUAGCUAAAAUUGCUGCCAACAAUGGUCGUGUCAUUGCUCUCGAUGGAGACACCAAGAACUCAACUUACUCCGACAAAUUGAAGAAGGCAUUCCCAGACCGUUACAUCGAAUGCUUCAUUGCUGAACAGAAUUUGUGCGGUGUUGCAAUUGGUGCUGCUUGCCGUAGCCGUACCGUUGCAUUCGUUUCAACCUUUGCCACAUUCUUCACUCGGGCAUUCGAUCAAAUCCGUAUGGGUGCCAUCUCACAAACCAACGUUAACUUUGUCGGUUCACAUUGUGGUGUCAGCAUUGGUGAAGAUGGUCCAAGUCAGAUGGCUUUGGAAGAUUUGGCUAUGUUCCGUUCAAUCCCAGGCAGUACUGUUUUCUAUCCAUCAGACGCUGUGAGCUGUGAGCGUGCCGUUGAAUUGGCCGCCAACACACAAGGUGUCUGUUUCAUUCGUACUUCACGUCCAAACACAGCUGUUAUCUAUUCAAACACCCAGAAAUUCGAAGUUGGCAAGGCCCAUGUUGUUCGUCAAUCAGACAAGGACACAGUUUUGUUGCUCGGAGCCGGUAUUACUUUGUACGAAGCCCUUGCUGCUGCCGCUGAAUUGGAAAAGGUUGGCGUUCAUGCUCGUGUUAUUGAUCCAUUCACAAUCAAACCAUUGGACCAAGCCACUGUUGUUGCAAAUGCUAAAGCUGUUGGUGGACGCAUCGUCGUUGUGGAAGAUCACUACAAAGAAGGCGGUUUGGGUGAGGCUGUUAUGCAUGCCGUUGCUGAAGAGCCACGUGUCAUUGUCAAACAUUUGGCCGUACCAAAUGUACCACGCUCAGGACCACCAAAUGUCCUCAUCGAUGCAUUCGGACUUUCAGCUCGCCAUAUCGUUAAAGCCGUUGAUGAUGUCUUGAAAAUUCAGGUCUAAAAAUCUUUGAGAGAGACAAAUGUUUAAUUAUAUCAUAUUUUUGAGAAAUAUUUUUUUAUACGAAUAUGGUUUUUCACCAAGUUAAAAUCUUUCAUGUUUUCAAAAUCUAUUCUAUAAAUGUUUGUAUUAAAUUUUGAACUGUUGCCACAUCAUUGAUUAUACGCAAACGAGAAAUACUUAAUAAAAACAUCCGAAAGACGUUA
Messenger RNA from Contarinia nasturtii (swede midge), 2224 nucleotides. RefSeq names its product transketolase-like protein 2. The coding region runs from base 135 to 2021 and encodes 628 amino acids. The transcript is spliced from 5 exons. Lineage: Eukaryota; Metazoa; Arthropoda; Insecta; Diptera; Cecidomyiidae. Gene Ontology annotation, molecular function: thiamine pyrophosphate binding; transketolase activity. The record is from RefSeq and is a predicted model, not a curated record.